Closterium sp. Naga37s-1 is the source of this 699-nucleotide messenger RNA. NCBI's taxonomy places the organism in Eukaryota, Viridiplantae, Streptophyta, Zygnematophyceae, Desmidiales, Closteriaceae. The record is from the annotation of a GenBank genome assembly.
AUGGGCCCUCUGGUCGACCAGCAGCAGGGUGCUCGAGGUGCGUUGGGCAGCAGGGCACGUGGGGCGCAAGUAAGCAGGGCGUGCGGGGCGCGCAGGGCAGCAGGGUGUGUGGCGCACAGGGCAGGAGGGCGUGCGGGGCACGCAGUUUGCGUGGGGCGCGCGGGGCAGCAGUUUGCGUGGGGCGCGAGGCAACAGGGCGCGCGAGGUGCGAGGAGUUUAUUGGGCAGCAGGGCGUGCGGGGCGCGGGGUAGGAGGGCACGCGGGGCACGAGGCAGCAGGGCGCGCAAGGCGCGCAGGGCGGCAGGGCGCGCGGGGCACGAAGCAGCAGGGCGUGCGGGGCGCGCAGGGCAGCAGGACGCGCGGGGCGCGCAGGGAAGCAGGGUGUGUGGGGCAGCAGGGUGCGCGGGGCGCGGGGCAGCAGGGCGCGCGGGGCGCGCAGGACAGCAGGGCGCCCACGGCGCACAGGGCAGCAGGGCACGCGUGACGCGCGGGGCAGCAGGGACGCGUCGCUGCGCGGGGCAGCAGGGCGCACUGGGUGCGUGGGCUGUAGGGCAUGCGGGGCGCGGGGCAGCAGGGUGCGCGGGGCGCGCAGGGCAGCAGGGCGUGCGCGGCGCGCAGGGCAGCAUGGCGCGCGUGACGCCCGGGGCAUCAGGGAAGUGGCACUCGAGGUGCGGGGCAGCGAUAACACACCUAACCUAA